Molecule: messenger RNA, 351 nt
Organism: Strongylus vulgaris
Lineage: Eukaryota; Metazoa; Nematoda; Chromadorea; Rhabditida; Strongylidae
Source: the annotation of a GenBank genome assembly
GUUUUCCGCAAUAUUGACCCGGACUUUCCCCACGUUCGAGAAAUUGCAGCCAAUGCUAGCCUCUGCUUUGUUAACGCUGAUGAGAUGUUCGAUCUGCCCAGACCAAUUAUUCACAAAAACAUCUAUAUUGGUGGAUUGGGAAUAAGCGAUCCCAAACCGUUAAAUGAGGAAUUCACCGCCAUAAUGAAUAAGGGCAAAAAGGGAGUUAUCAUCAUCUCGCUAGGCACUAUUGCACCUUUCCAUAUCCUUCCUGAGAAUGUGAAGAAAGGUUUCGCAAAUGUGAUCAAGUCAAUGCCUGACUACCACUUCUUACUCAAAGUUAGCAAAGUCUAUCGCAAAAAGCGUGUGUGA